AUGGCGCAACGACAACCACACCUCCCACCGCUCUCCGCAACCCAAGCCCCUCGCCACCGGCGCUCAAACAGCAUGGAAUACGACAACAGCUCCCCAGAAUGGUAUCGGAAACUGAGUCCCAUCCUACCUCAACUCUGGAUCCGCGAUUCUGCCCUCAUCACCCCAGCGAUUAUCAGCGAGCUCGAAACUGCUUGGCUCAGAUACCAGACUCUGGGAAUCCCAGGAAAGGGUGACGGUGGGAGUAGAAGUGCUCAAACAAAGGCUGGGAGAAGGAAAAUUGAAGAGGAGUAUAUGAGGCUAGAGCCAGACGUUAGGAGGGCAAAGGAAGUUGCUCUUGCAAGGCAUGAGAAUUUUGUGAUUCGGGGGAGGGAUGGGAGUUUGGAUUAUCACACUGAAGAGAAGAAGCUGAAAAAGAGUCUCGGUGACAGGGCUCUGGGACUGGUGGUGAAGGGAAUGGACUUGGUAUUAAAGCAAAAUCUGAGGAAAGACGGGAGUGAUCCGUAUCCCCUCCCCAAUCGGCCUCGCUUCUUCCAAAUCCGCGGAAACCGAACUAGUUUCCGGUGGUCCAUCUGGUUCGUUUUCGUGCUAAGACUGCCACUCAUCGCAUUCAAUACUAUGUCAUUUCGCAUUGGUGAAGAUGUCUUCCAAAAUUGGAUAUCGAAGUAUGCGGUCGUGGAGAAGUAUUGGGAUGGCUUCUCACAGAGGAAGUGCGAAACCAGGAUUCAGCUCGAGGAGGACAACCUUGUCCAUCUCGCUUCACGAGAGGUGGCUGCAAAGUAUGAUCUUAACUUCGAGAAACCUCCCGCCAGAAGAAGUUGUGUUCCUCGAGAAAUUGAUGUAGGCCGGGUACCAGACAUUAUCCUUUUCCUUGAGAUACUUCAAGUGCGCAAAACCUCCGCCCGUAUAGUGCUUCAAGGCCUCCUCGCGCUACUCCCGGUUUACUGUGAGCACUAUGAGGACAGUCUUGGCAUGAUUAAAGCCGGGGCCUCUGAACGGAACAGUUGGGCCCAAAUGAAAUUGACGAGUGAGCUAGUCCAACCCUUCCACGUCCAGGGCUCAAUUCGUCGGCCUUCCGGAAAGGUCAAGAUCCAUAUAUUGGGGUGGAUCUCCGUCGGAAGUAGCGGAGACAGAUGGAAGGAGUCGAGUGACAUUUUAUGGGAGUAUUGUGGACUCUAGGCACUUCUACUGAACGACCGACGGGCGGAGGAUGGGUUUGAUUGUCGGUGGCACGGUUAACUUGAUUAACUAUAGUCAAAAAAGUGAUCUUAGCUGGGGUUAAAACCAGAGGAGCAAGGUCCUU
Messenger RNA from Hyaloscypha bicolor E, 1300 nucleotides. RefSeq lists its product as uncharacterized. The record is from RefSeq and is a predicted model, not a curated record. The transcript has 2 exons. The coding region runs from base 1 to 1176 and encodes 391 amino acids. Lineage: Eukaryota; Fungi; Ascomycota; Leotiomycetes; Helotiales; Hyaloscyphaceae.